This is a messenger RNA of Lachancea meyersii CBS 8951, 1176 nucleotides long. NCBI's taxonomy places the organism in Eukaryota, Fungi, Ascomycota, Saccharomycetes, Saccharomycetales, Saccharomycetaceae. The record is from the annotation of a GenBank genome assembly.
AUGCGGUUUGGAAAUGCUCUCGUGAAUAUUUCAGCUUGCUGUAGACGCCUACCGCUAGCUUCAAGGCCGCUCGAGUCUCUAAUACGCUUCCAAUCAUCGACCAAUACUGCAGUUCUCUUGCAGAAGAAUCUCGCUCAAAGGAAUAACUCGCUUUACAACUAUGGGAAUGAUACUUUGCGAUGUACCAUUCUAGAUUCUCAGGGAAAUGUUGGCACUCCGUCUUUGGAGGUAAAACGAGAAGAUUUGAUUUCGAUGCAUGGUCUUUUGCCUCGAGACUUACGGAAGAUCGAAAAGUCUAGGAAAAAGGAUCUGGUGCCUAUCCUUUUGGUACGUGAGAACAGUAUCUUUAUCAGUUUGCUAACGAUGCGGGCGUUGGUUAAGAGCGACCAAGUCAUCCUCUUUGAUUCGGUGGGGCUUUCUUUGGAAUCGAGAGCGCACCGGACUUUCCUUAAUGACCUGACGAUGCGACUGCGAAAUCAGGAUGGUAACGGCAUUUCUAAAGACCCCCUACCGUACGAGUUUCGUGCGCUAGAGUCGAUUUUUGUCUCGGCACUUUCGAACAUGUCUGCAGAAAUGAAGGUGCAUUUGACAUUGACGCGAGGCAUUCUGCAAGACCUGGAAUACAGCAUCACGCGAGACAAGCUUCGAUUCUUACUGAUCCAAAACAAAAGGCUGAGCCAGUUCUACAAGAAAACUUCACUAAUGGGCGAAAUGAUAGACGACCUGCUGGAACAGGACGAUGUGUUGUCGGACAUGUAUCUGUCCAGCAAGUGCACCGGCAAAUUUCGCGACGAGAAGGACCACACCGAAAUCGAGAUGCUUUUGGAGACUUAUUACGCUCAUGUUGACGAGAUUGUGCAAACCGUGGGAAAUACCAUCUCAGACGUACGAACCACAGAGGAAAUUAUAAACAUCAUUUUGGAUGCUAACCGAAACCAGCUGAUGCUACUAGGUUUACGUUUCAGCAUUGGACUCUUAUCGAUGGGUUGUGUACUAUACGUCGCAUCGCUCUACGGAAUGAAUCUAGAAAACUUCAUCGAGGAAGGAGACCAUGGUUUCAUACUCAUCGUGGUUGUCGGUGUAAUAUCGAUGUCGCUGACAUUUGGGUACAGCAUACGACAACUGCACAGGCUACAAAAAAUGACACUGACAGAGAGCAGCAAGGGCCACGUUUAG